Molecule: messenger RNA, 1341 nt
Organism: Fusarium vanettenii 77-13-4
Lineage: Eukaryota; Fungi; Ascomycota; Sordariomycetes; Hypocreales; Nectriaceae
Exons: 2
Coding region: 1-1341 (446 amino acids)
Biological process (GO): NADP+ biosynthetic process; NAD+ metabolic process
Molecular function (GO): NAD+ kinase activity
Source: RefSeq, a predicted model, not a curated record
AUGUUUAAUAGGACCCUCAUCAGGGGCUUGGUGGCUCUUGAGCCUACCUUGUAUCCACGAGCAGUAACUCUACCUGUCCGGCCAUUCACUCGGUUCCCCUCGUGCCGUUCUCUUCCCCGAUAUUUGCAGAGUACAAAGCCUGGCUCGUCGCUGCUAUCAUUAAACUGGCCAAAGCCACCGCAAAACCUACUCCUGAUCCAUAAGCUCUACUCAGCCCCCGUCGUCGAAGCCGUCGUCAAGUUCUCCAAGUACAUCCACAAUGAGUACCCUGAAGUCAACCUCGUCUUUGAGCCACGCAUCGCCGACUCGUUGAAGGAGCGUCUCCGUUUCCCCAUAUACUCUUCGGAUAACCGCUCCAAUAUGGCCGACAAGAUUGACGUCAUUGCAACCUUUGGCGGUGACGGUACUGUCCUGCGAGCUGCGAGUCUGUACAAGCUGCACGGAUCGGUGCCCCCGAUUUUGUCGUUCAGCAUGGGUACACUGGGCUUUCUGGGCGAGUGGGAUUUUGGCGAGCACAAAAAGGCGUGGAGGGAGAUGUACAUGAGUGGGAGUGACGUCGCUAUGAGGGACGCCGCUUAUCCUCGAGGGGCUUGGGAUAAGACGAGUACAGGGUCCUACGCUGGAUGGGAGAGGCACAAGGGCAAAAGCUUGGGUUCUCAGAGGGCAUCCAAGGUGCUGCUUCGACACCGCAUCAAGGCUGAUGUGUACGAUCCAUCUGGUAACAACAUCAACCACUGGUUGUCUGAUACGUUAUCCAGCGAUGCUGAGUCAGGGGCGAAGCCGAUUGCGGGAUCCAAGGAGCCUUCACCGUCGUUGAGGGCCAUCAACGAGAUUUCAGUGCACCGAGGAUCUCAUCCACACCUGGCUGUCAUUGACAUUUACCAGAACGGGCACUUUCUCACUGAGACGACAGCUGAUGGAAUUCUAAUCAGCACACCGACGGGUUCAACAGCAUACAGCCUCAGCGCUGGUGGUCCCAUCGUACACCCUCUAGUCAAGUCUCUCCUCAUCACGCCCAUCAGCCCGUGUAGCCUGAGCUUCCGGUCGCUGGUGCUACCGCUCGACACAAAGGUCAACCUGCGUAUGAGCCCCAAGAACCGCGGUCGCGAACUCGACCUCAGCAUUGACGGGAAACGGUGCGUGGGAGUGUCUCCCGGGACCGAGAUCCGGGUCGAGGGCGAGUUCGUGGGGCGCGCGGGACCCGGGGAGGAGUGGCACGGGGGCGUUCCGUGCGUGAUCCGCACCGAGGACGAUGAUCCGUGGGUGGGCGGACUGACGGGUCUGCUCAAGUUUAACCAUCCCUUUGGGAGGGAGCCAGCAGGGGAUGAGUUUGAUGGUUGA